CUCUGUACACAAAAGAGUUCCAAGGUGGUUCAAGUCACUUUGCAUUUCAAGUUUUGAAUGAAUGGACUUGAUAGAAGAAAAAAUCGAAUUACCUCGUGGUCCAAAUGGACUUGGGUUCAAUAUUAGAGGUGGAAUUGAUGUACCUCAUUUGAAGAAUGACCAUGGAAUAUUUGUGACAAAGAUCAGGGAUAUUGGUACAGCAUAUGAAGAUGGAAGAUUAAAAGAAGGAGAUAAAAUAUUAGAGGUAAAUGGGGAGGAUUUAAGAAAUGUUAGUCAUAAUGAGGCUGUGCAGGUAUUCCUGAAGGCAGGGGCAAAAGUCAAAAUGCUGGUACAACACAAUGCUGAGGCAUUUUACAAGAAUAAAUUAAGGGAAUUCGAACGUCUAGAUAAAAUAAUAAACCAAAAAGAAAAGGAUGUAACUGAAAACAGUAGUUCAUCUCUGAUAUGGACAGCUCUAGGUGUUUCUGUGGUUGUAAUAGCCGGUAGUUUGUUCUUUGCCAAGAAAUAUAAUAAACUGCCUGAUUUGUGGAAUAUUAAACUACCAGCAUCUUGGUCAUCUUAAUAGACUUUUGAUUGUUUAAUUCAACAGUAUCUAACUUAAUGGUUGUUAAUGCAGAGUAAUAUUUCAAAAGUUUAAUGAAGUUAGUUCGGAUGGAACUGACGUCUUUACAAAGAAUGCAGUUUACCUGAUGAAUAAUCAGUGAAUAGUUGAGUUAUAACUACACUUAUACUGUAGAUGGUGUAAAAUUGUAUUUAGUGCAUUGUGUUUUGAGUUUUCUGAUGAAAAAGAGAGAAAGCAAGAAAAAAAAGAUCUCAUUAAUAUACAAAUUCAAAUCAUAAGAUCAAAUUCAUUUCUUGUUCUUCUUAUUUAGAUAUUUUUGCAAGCAUUUUAUUUUUGAAUAUCUGAUUAUACUACCAUCCAUGAGUAUCCACUGCCACACAGCAAUAGCAUAUUUAUAAGUUUGUAUUUUGAAUUUUAUUUAAAAGAAAUGAAUAGUAUGUACAAAUAUUAUCAUGUAAAAAGGUUAGAUCGUUCAUAGAGGUUUUCUCUAUUCUUCUUUAAUAUCAUUUACAUGUAUGUAUUUAGACUUAAGUUUCACAUUAUCAGUAAGAGUUUUUGCAGAAUAUUGAAGCAUAUGCAUGUUUGCAAAUGAAAAAAGUUAAUUUGUAUAUAGGUUAUUGAAUGCAUUGAUUACUGUGAUCUGUCUGUUUUAUGCUCAAAGCAAUUAUUUUUUAUACAGAUUGAAUAAGUCUUAAGACUUUUAUUUUUAUUUUUUUGUGAUUUUGCAAUACAGAUUUGCUUAUUUAAGGCAUUUUUUUAAGAGGUCAUUACUUUAAUUAAAAUGUAGUAAAGAAAGGGGUAACUGCAUACCAUACUUUAAAUGCCAUUCAAGACACAUAAAUAAAGUAAUAUUUACUUAUAAAACAUGCUGUUCAGAAAACUUAACUUUUUUCAUAUUACUUGAAAUAAAUAGAUAUAUGUGUAUAUUUUAUUGUGGAGUUAUACUUACACUGUAAAGUGGUUUUUCAUGGCAGUUUAAAUUUCCUGAUUUCAAAGUUCAAACCAGUUCAUUUUUUUCUUGUCUCGUAUUCUGAUAUAUUCAAUAUUUCUUAAAGAUCAAUUUUACACUAGGGGAUAGUUUCAAGAUUCUAUCUAAAUUGCGAAAUUGGCAAAACAUUUUCCAUAUUUACAGUAAAGGAUUUUCUAUAUAUCAAUUUUCAUUCAGAUAAAUAUAGAGUACAUAGGGAUGAGCACUAUUUGGGGUUUUUAAUAAUUAAAACCUUAACAUGCAUGUAUCUUGUAACAAUUAUGUAUGUCUAAUUAAUGUGAAGUGGUCAUAAAAUGGAAAAAGAACACAUAGAAGACAGAAUGAGAAUGGACUCCUAGGAUCAAAACUAAUGUUAGAUCCUUUUUUUGGCAGAAAAUCAUUUUACAGUUCUUCAUCUUGAAUUUAAGUUUACCUCAAGAUAUAUCUUUUUACUGAAUAUGACAUUUCAUGAGGGAAAAUAAUAAAAGUUUUACCUAAUGACCUGUAGCAGGGAAAUAAUUUGAAAGUUAAAAUGAAAAUUGAAAAAAAAAAAUUAUAUUACAAGGAACAAAUUAUUUAAAUAAAUGUUCUUUAUAUACAAGUAUUUGAUAUUUUGUUUACCAUAAAAACUUCAAAUAAUUAUGGUAAUCUAUUAAGGAUGUACUCAGGUCAGGUUUAUGAAUUUUUGUCAGAUGUUCGGACUUCUUGGUUUUUUUCACUCCAAUACAGGGUAAAAUAUUUUGCCCCAUAUCACCCACUUUUCUUUUCAUAGAAGACUUAAAUAGCUCAUAAAUAGGUCAUUACAAAAAUUUAAGCAGAUUCUAGAUUUUUUUUCUUACGAAUUGAGAGCCAAAUAAUGCUUAUGCUAAAUAUAAGGUAAAAGUCCGAGUCAGCCUUUUCCCGCCAUUUUUUUUAAAAUCAAAUAUCCCAAAAAAGGAGUUCCAAAACCUAUCAAUAUUUUUAGCUUAUUUUGUUCCUUUCCUUUACUAAUGCUCUUCUGACUUAUAGUAUCAAUUUUAAAUUCUAAUUUUUUUUAAUUUCACCUAAGUACAUUCUUAAGUGCUUAUAUUUAUAUAUAUAUAUAUAUAUAUAUAUGAAUAUCUAAAUUACAUAUAAUCCUUAGUAUCAAUUGCAUAUCGUGUUUAUUUCUUCACCGUCAACCUAAAUAACAAUAUGUAAAUACAAUAUAGAUUUUACAAAAUACUGUAAAAACUCAUUUUAGACAAGUCAGCACAAUUUUGCUUAUAUUUUUCUAUAAUUGGUAGCUUUCUCUAAUACAUAUCAUUGUUUUUGUUAAAUAUGUAUUUAAAAAUUGAAUUAUUAUAUUUUUUGUUUGAACUUCAUAUGCUCUAUUUGAUAAUCUGCUAAUGCUAAUACAAUUUUUUUUUAUGUAUUUGUUGUCAAUCCACAUUACUUUAUUGCUAAUAGAGUAGGCAUCUUCAUUUUCAAUGGCUUUAAAAUAAAUAUUUCAAUUAAACACAGAGAUUUUUUAAGUAUUAAACAGAUUCUUCCAUUUAAUGACUCCCCUACGGACGAAGUCGAAAGGUGACUUUAGGUUUGUACUCCAAACGUCUGUCUGCCUGUCAGUCCGGCAAAUCAGUUUUCCACACUUUUUUUUCUUAGUGCUUGAAGAUAUUGAUUUGAUAUUUGGUGUAUUGUUUUAUCAUGACAAGUUACAGAUCAAGUUCAAAUUUUGUUCCGAUCUGAUGAUUUUGUGCAGAGUUAUUGUCCUUGGACUUAGGAAAUUACUCAAAUAAUCAAUUUUCCACACUUUUUUUGUCAAGCUUGAAGAUAUUGAUUUGAUAAUUGGUAGAUAGUUUUAUCUUGACUAGUUACAGAUCAAGUUCGAAUUUUGUUCAGGUCUGAUGAAUUUGUGCAGAGUAAUGGUCCUUGGACUUAGAAAAUUCACUUAAAUAAUUAGUUUUCAACACUUUUUUUCGUCAUGCUUGAAGAAAUUAACUUGAUAUUUGUUAUAUAGUUUACACCAUGACAAGUUAUAGAUCAAGUUAGCAUUUUGUUCCAAUACAAUGAAUUUUUAACCAGUAGGGGACUAUGUAUUGCCAUGCAAUACUCUCAGAAUGCUUGUUUUCUUUUUUGCUUAAGGUUAAAUUUUUAAAAGAUCACGGCUAUGAAAAAAGAGACUUUUAAAAUUUUAGAACCUUUGAGUCAGAUUUUACAGUGAGUACUUAAAGCUAAUUAAUGAGCAGUUAUAAGCUUAUAUUACAAUUACAUUUUUUUCUACUGAUAAAAACCAUAAGCCUUUGACUAUAGGUUGUGAAUCUAGUUCAGCAAUGAUCAAUUCAUAUGACAGUAAAACAAAAUUUGGACCCUACAUUAUAAAGUUUAUUGAUAAAUUUGUACAUCCACAAACUUGAGGGGGGUCUCUCUCCUUCAAGUCUCAUUAAUAUUCCAUGACAUUCAUCAUGUUUUCUUUCCAUAUGUUUUAUGUAUUUGUAGGUAUAUUAUUGAGUAAAAAUAAGAUUAAUUGUAAUUUUCAUUUAAGGUAUAAUAGUUCUUAAUAUCUGAAAUGUUUGUAUUUUUGUAGAGAUGUAGGUGAAAAAAAAAAUCCUGUCGUUUCUUUGCUAAUUUGGAUGAUGUAAAUGUUCAUUCUACUGUUAGAACCAGUAUGUUAACAAAAAUCUGGGGGUUUAUUUCCAUCAGAAAGAAAAAUGUCUCCUUUUGAUAGCCAUCUGAAAAUGAAUUUUGCUUCUAACCCAAUAGUUUUCAAAAAACAAGGUUGUAGCGAUGAUUUUAAAAAAUGUUGGAAAUUCAGACCUUUCCAUCAUUAAAAUUUGCCUUAUUGGGAUGGCUUUAGCCACAAGUUGCGAAAUAUCACACCUGAAAAUAUUGAUAUUGCUUAUUCAAAAUUCAAAUAAAUUCAACAAGGUUCAAAAUUGGGGGAAUAUUUUAGCAUUAUGUUCCUUCCUAGUUACAUCUCUUUUAUUAGUACUAAUUGCAAUGCAUUGUAUUUAAGAUUUAAUGUAUAUUCAGGAUAUGUUAAUGAGUAGUGAUUCUGGGAUGUCAGGAAGUAGUAUUUUUCAGUACUGUACUAUAAUCGAUAUUAAUUAUACAUUUUUACUCAAAGGUUUGCAAUAGUGAACUUAGUUUCUAAUGGAAAAUUUCAGAUAUAAAGACUGAUUAUAAAUAGUUAUAUUCUGUUCAGUUUUGUUUGUUAUGCAAUAUUUUGUUCUCCAGGGAUCAUAUCGUUAUGUUUUACCUGUAUUUGCCUCAUGGUUGUUCUGUUUAAAUAUAUUGUACAAUAAAGAUAAGCACUUACCAAUACCAU
Mytilus californianus (California mussel) is the source of this 4815-nucleotide messenger RNA. Its product is annotated as synaptojanin-2-binding protein-like. NCBI's taxonomy places the organism in Eukaryota, Metazoa, Mollusca, Bivalvia, Mytilida, Mytilidae. The record is from RefSeq and is a predicted model, not a curated record. The coding region runs from base 62 to 562 and encodes 166 amino acids. Gene Ontology annotation, molecular function: protein binding. The transcript has 4 exons.